Clonostachys rhizophaga is the source of this 1347-nucleotide messenger RNA. The record is from the annotation of a GenBank genome assembly. NCBI's taxonomy places the organism in Eukaryota, Fungi, Ascomycota, Sordariomycetes, Hypocreales, Bionectriaceae.
AUGGAGGCAAUUCUUCAGGCUCAAUCUAAGUUCAAACUCAACCGCGGUUUAAGCAGGAUCAGAGCCGUUCCCAACAAGAACUAUCAGCGGAAUGGUACCAAGUCAUACGUUUAUCUCCUCAACCGAUUUGGUUUUGAGCCAACCAAGCCUGGACCAUACUUCCAUAGCCAUACCCUCCACCAGCGUGGACUCGCUCAUCCUAGAUUCAACGCCGCCCGCGGAGGACGUGCCUAUGUACAAAGGGUUCUCUCCAAGAAGAUUGAUGCAGAGGGAACCAAAACUGGAGAGGUGACUGCCGAUGACCAACAGAAUGAUUCCAUGUAUUUAUGUGAGGUAUCUAUUGGCACACCUCCGCAAAAGCUGAAGUUAGAUUUCGACACCGGCUCCUCAGAUCUUUGGGUUUUUUCAAAUGAAUUAAGCAAGGACACGCAGAAAGGCCAUGCCAUAUUCAACCCUUCUGCAUCAUCUAGCUACAAGAAGCUCGCCGGCAAAACCUGGAAAAUCUCGUAUGGCGAUGGCAGCUCUGCCUCCGGAGAUUGCGGCUCGGACAAUGUUACCAUCGGUGGCUUGACAAUCGAGAAUCAAACUGUCGAGCUCGCCUCCCAGCUGGCCCAGCAGUUCGCUCAAGGCACCGGUGAUGGUCUGCUUGGCCUGGCCUUCCCUCAGAUUAAUACCGUCAUGACGAAUGGCAAAUCUGAUCCUGCAGAGACUCCAGUUGCCAACAUGAUGAGCCAGGGCGACAUCCCUCAGAGCUCUCAGCUCUUCACUUCUGCCUUCUAUAGCGAGCGCGAUGAGAACUCUCCCGAAUCUUUCUACACUUUCGGCUACAUUGAUACUGAUCUUGUUUCCAAAUCUGGGCAGGAGAUCUCGUGGACUAACAUUGACUCUUCUCAAGGCUUCUGGCAGUUCCCAUCCACAAGUGCUUCUGUCAAUGGUAAACCUAUUAAGCUAUCCAACAACACAGCUAUCGCGGACACUGGUACCACACUGGCUUUGGUAUCAGAUGAGGUUUGUGAGGCGCUUUACAAGGCAAUUCCCGGAGCUACCUAUGAUUCGAGCCAGCAGGGUUAUGUCUUCCCUACCAGCGUCAAGGCAGAGGAUAUGCCAGAAUUCAAGGUAGCUGUCGGCGACAAGGAAUUUUUGAUCCAGGCCGAGGACCUAGCGUUUGCACCUGCAGGUAAUGGCAAUUGGUACGGCGGGGUCCAGUCUCGGGGAGACAUGUCAUUUGAUAUCCUCGGAGACACCUUUUUGAAGUCUGUCUACGCGAUUUGGGAUCAAGGAAAUAAGCGGUUUGGUGUUGUCCCAAAAAUUGAAGCAACUCAGAACUUGAAGCCUGCUACUCAGUAG